Messenger RNA from Medicago truncatula (barrel medic), 1846 nucleotides. Its product is annotated as oxalate--CoA ligase. Bases 80 to 1627 code for a protein of 515 amino acids. Gene Ontology annotation, molecular function: medium-chain fatty acid-CoA ligase activity. The record is from RefSeq and is a predicted model, not a curated record. Lineage: Eukaryota; Viridiplantae; Streptophyta; Magnoliopsida; Fabales; Fabaceae. Gene Ontology annotation, biological process: fatty acid metabolic process. The transcript is spliced from 5 exons.
AUCACACCAUUAUUCCUAAACCUUAUUCAUUUCCAUUCAUAUUUAUCACCACAAACAUCUUCUUCAUCCAAAAACAGCAAUGGAAACCGCUACAACCCUCACCGGAUUACUCCAAUCCGUCGCUGAAAAAUUCCCCUCCCGUCGUGCCAUCUCCGUCGCCGGAAAAUUCGACCUCACCCAUUCCCAACUCCAUGAAUUAGUCGAAUCUGCAGCUAAUCAUCUCAUCUCCGCUGGAAUCAAACCCAACGAUGUCGUCGCUCUCACCUUCCCCAACACCAUCGAGUAUGUUAUCAUGUUCCUUGCCGUGAUUCGAGUUCGAGCCACGGCAGCACCAUUAAACGCAGCAUACACAUCAGAAGAAUUCGAGUUUUAUCUUUCAGACUCAGAAUCAAAGCUUCUCUUAACACCAUUAGAAGGCAACAAUCCUGCUCAAACCGCAGCUACAAAGCUCAACAUUCCACUCGGUUCGGUUUGCUUCAAUAAAACCGAAGAAGAAACAAAACUUUCAAUUUCGCUGAACCAAACUGAGUCAGCGAACUCGGUUUCGGAACUAAUUAACGAACCAUCCGACGUGGCACUUUUUCUUCACACAUCAGGUACCACAAGUCGGCCUAAGGGGGUCCCACUGAGUCAACACAAUUUAGUUUCAUCGGUUCGAAACAUUGAAUCGGUUUACCGGCUCAGUGAGUUGGAUUCGACGGUGAUUGUUCUUCCGCUUUUUCAUGUUCAUGGGUUGAUUGCUGGGUUGCUGAGUUCACUCGGUGCCGGAGGUGCGGUGGCGUUGCCGGCGGCGGGGAGAUUCUCUGCGUCGACAUUUUGGAAGGAUAUGAUUCAAUAUAAUGCCACGUGGUACACGGCGGUUCCUACCAUACACCAGAUUAUAUUGGACCGUCAUCAAAGUAACCCUGAACCGGUUUACCCGAAACUCCGGUUUAUUCGUAGCUGUAGUGCUUCGUUGGCUCCGGUUAUUCUAGGUCGUUUGGAGGAAGCGUUUGGGGCACCCGUUUUAGAAGCUUAUGCUAUGACGGAGGCUACUCAUUUGAUGUGUUCAAAUCCUUUGCCAGAAGAUGGGCCUCACAAAGCUGGGUCGGUCGGAAAACCUGUGGGUCAAGAAAUGGCUAUUUUAGAUGAAUCGGGUCGGGUUUUGGAGGCCGAUGUUAAUGGUGAGGUUUGUAUUAAGGGAGAAAAUGUCACAAAAGGGUAUAAGAACAAUGAAGAAGCUAAUAAAUCAGCAUUUUUGUUUGGUUGGUUUCAUACCGGUGAUAUUGGUUACUUUGAUUCUGAUGGGUAUUUGCAUCUUGUGGGUCGGAUUAAGGAACUCAUCAACAGAGGAGGAGAGAAAAUAUCACCAAUUGAAGUCGAUGCUGUCCUUCUUGGACAUCAAGACGUAGCUCAGGCAGUUGCUUUCGGAGUGCCAGAUCAGAAAUACGGUGAAGAGAUACAUUGUGCAAUCAUUCCAAGAGAAGGAUCAAACAUUGAUGCUGAAGAGGUGCUAAAAUAUUGCAAGACGAAUCUCACAUCUUUUAAAGUUCCCAAAAAGGUUUUCAUUACUGAUUCUUUGCCCAAGACAGCCACUGGCAAGAUUUUACGUCGUCUUGUGGCAGAACACUUUGUCUCUCAAGCUUGAGUCAUGAAGUCCCUAGCUUUGGAAGCUUAUAUAUUUGAUCAAUAAAGGGUUGGAGGGAAACUUGGCAUAUAAGAGGAAAAAAAUUAUGCAACAUGUUAUUCUUAAUUAUACUAUGUUAAGAGGUAGAUUUUGAUGAUUCUUGUGAAGUGGGAAACAAUGCAAUGUUUAAAGAAUAUUCAAUCUCUUCUUUCUAAUAUUUCAUUUUCUUGUUUAUAAAUA